AUGGUUAAAGUCGCCGUAGCUGGUGCCUCUGGCAAUCUCGCUCUCCAAGUCGCCAAGAAGCUUAGCGAGUCUGGUAAACAUGAGAUCAUCGGUCUGAUACGAAAGGAUCCAGCGUCAGCGUCUCUGCCAGCCGUACCUGGCCUCAAAUGGACUCAGGCGAACUAUCAAGACAAGUCCGAUUUGGUCAAGAUUUUGACAGGCGUCCACACUGUUUUGUCGUUCAUUGUUGACCCAGUCACGGACCCCAAUGGCGAAAUCCAAAAGCGUCUGAUCGACGCCUCGAUCGAAGCUGGUGUCAAGCGCUACGCUCCCAGCGAAUGGGCACUUGGUCAGAAUCUCGAAGAAGUCGUCGAGUUCAUGCCGUUCUACCGCGACAAACUGGCGGUUCGAGAAUACCUACAGAAGAUCAACAAGACCGAAAAGGUGAUCGAAUACAGUUUAUUUCAAUCCGGGUUCUUCACCCACUUUCUCGGCGCCCCAUUGAUCAACAUCAAAGAAGCACGGGCUGUCAUCAUCGAAGGCUCAGAAAACUCCGAAAUAACCUGGACUACCACCGAGGACAUCGCGGAAGUUGUCGCCCACGCUGUCGAAUACGACGGCGAAUGGCCUACGGUUGGAGGCAUCAGUGGUCAGAAGACCACGGUUUCGGAGUUCCUGCGCUUGGCGGAGAAAGCUGCAGGACGGCCAUUGGACAUUCACAAAGUCAAGGAGGAGGACCUCAAAUCUGGCAAAUUGGAUGAAAGUUGCUUCGAGCGCAUCCCUUUUCCUGGAUUGUCCGAAGAAGAGAUUGUCCAGUUCUCAAAGGUCGUGGCUAUUGCUAUGCUGAUUUCCAUGGCUCGCGGUACCUGGGCGGUGUCCGAUGAGUGGAACCAGAUCUUUCCUAAUUGGAAGCCAACCGGAGUUGAGGAGUACAUGCAGAAGGUUUUUGAGUUGAGUGGCCUUAUGGCCUGGCUGGGACUUUGGGCUACCGGCACUCAAGCACAGGCUCGCCGCGAGAAGGACCUUGUCCGUCAACCUGAAGGAAACAAUUUGCUCUGGGAAAUCGGCAAGUACUACACCGCCGAAAUGUGCGAAAUCUACAUGGAAACCAAGGAUGGCGGAAACUGUCAGGCACAAGUCACCUGCAAGAAAGGCGGCACCAUCAAGUGCCCCUACUUCCCCAACAUCAACGGCGCCGCGAACUGCUUCCCCGGCGGGCGCACGACCUGCAACGACCCGCGCAUCGGCGAGUUCACCAUCAUCUGGACGAAGAAGGACGGCACCGAGGGCCAGGGCCUGACGGACCCGGUGAUCGAGAUCAAGAACAUGCCGAACAAGCUCAUCAACGUCUCGCCCCUCGCGCAUGAGCACUACGACGCCGAGUGGUGCAGCGGGACGCCUCACCGGACCAACUGCGACCCGGGCCCGUUCGUGUGCCGCUGGCUCCUCCAGCCCACGACCGGGUUCCUGUACUACGACAACGUGAGGCUGAAGCGUUGGUCCUGCGGCGUCCCGAGGGACGGCAAGACGUGGCCGAAGGGCAUGUCGUGGGAUAAGCUGGCGCCCGGAAGCGGGUGGGAGCCUGCGAAGGGGUUCCAGGGCCCGGGCAAGACCCCGUGGCUCGGCAUCUACCAACCGGGGCGGUGCGAGAAGGACAUCUAUUGCAAGCACUGGAGGGACAAUAACGGUAAAUCCAAGGUGCCGACGCCGAAUUAUCCGACCGCUGCCCCCCAACCUUGA
Colletotrichum karsti is the source of this 1719-nucleotide messenger RNA. RefSeq lists its product as uncharacterized. The coding region runs from base 1 to 1719 and encodes 572 amino acids. Lineage: Eukaryota; Fungi; Ascomycota; Sordariomycetes; Glomerellales; Glomerellaceae. The record is from RefSeq and is a predicted model, not a curated record. The transcript has 8 exons.